This is a messenger RNA of Exserohilum turcica Et28A, 645 nucleotides long. RefSeq lists its product as uncharacterized. The transcript has a single exon. NCBI's taxonomy places the organism in Eukaryota, Fungi, Ascomycota, Dothideomycetes, Pleosporales, Pleosporaceae. The record is from RefSeq and is a predicted model, not a curated record. The annotation marks the transcript as partial.
ACUACCCCUACCACCGGCGCGCUAACGGCUUCAUCAUGCUUCCUAUCCGUCCGCCAACAACCUAAAGAGGCCCUCGUCACAGUCAAGGGCAAGGAGAAGUUCAGGAAGCCCGUCGACCCUCCGCCUAUGCUGCAGCUCAAAGUCAGCUCCGAGACCGACCCCUCGCAGCAGUUUCUGCAAAACCCAUACCUCUUCGUCAGCGUGUCGCUGUACAAGCACGACAAGGACGAGCCCAUCGACAGCACACCGAGCGACACCCUAGCAGGCACCCUCGUCUCAUCGCUGCACCGCCUCAAGGACAUUGACAACAAGGACGGCGCGUUUUUUAUCUUUGGCGACAUCUCCAUCAAGGUCCAAGGCUGCUACCGGCUGCGCUUUACCUUGUACGAGCUACAACCCACAUUUAUCACAUUACAAGACCUGCCGCAGUACCAGGGCGUCGACGGCACCGACCUUUUUGGCACCUACCAGUGUCUCGGCCACGUCAUGAGCGACAAGUUCAACGUCGUCCUCCCCAAAGACUUCAAGGGCCUCGAGGAGUCUACAUAUCUUUCACGCGCUUUUUCAGACCAAGGCGUGCGCCUACGCCUGCGCAAAGAAGCCCGCGGCAUGAUGGGCAACAAGCGCUCCAUCAGCGAGCAGGAA